Molecule: messenger RNA, 5232 nt
Organism: Vigna angularis (adzuki bean)
Lineage: Eukaryota; Viridiplantae; Streptophyta; Magnoliopsida; Fabales; Fabaceae
Product: paired amphipathic helix protein Sin3-like 4
Exons: 24
Coding region: 530-4810 (1426 amino acids)
Biological process (GO): negative regulation of transcription by RNA polymerase II
Cellular component (GO): chromatin; histone deacetylase complex
Molecular function (GO): transcription corepressor activity
Source: RefSeq, a predicted model, not a curated record
GUUAACUCUCUUUGGUUCUCUCUUUUAUUUUCGCGUUGUCUCUUCUUUCUCUCGCUUUGUUUGCCCAGAAAAUCAGAGAGAAAAAAUAAUCCUCUUUGAAAUUCAAACUGAGAGAGAAAAAAAGAGAAACUUCUCCUUAAAAAGCCAUGGUGUUUUCUUCAGCACUUCAACGUUGACGCUUUCUGAGGAAUCACAAAGGCAACAGGAAAAAGCUUUGUCACACAAAGCAUUUUCGCUAUUUAUCUUUUUUUUUUCUCUUUCGAUUUUCUAUCUUUUUUUCUCAGGACUUCGCACUUCGGAGACUUGGCGAUCACUCUGAUUUGGCUCCUCUGAGGUGAUCUCUUCAUGGAGUUAGCGGUUAGGAUUCUUGCUUCGCGUUGAUUCCUUGUGGAUAGAUCUGAAGUGUACUAAUUGCUCUUGUUUGAAUGAGAAGCCUGAGGUUCUAGAAUUUUGAAUUCUUUCGGAGUUUGGAAAUAUGAUUUGAAGUUGAAGAGGGAGAGUGUGCUGUUUCUUCGCUUUGUUGUUGAAGAUGAAGAGGUCUAGAGAUGAAGUUUUCACUAGUUGUUCUCAACUCAAACGGCCUGUGGUGUCUGCCCGAGGAGAAGCGUCUGGGCAACCGCAGAUGGCAAAUGGAGGUGCUCAGAAAUUGACAACUAAUGAUGCCCUAGCAUAUCUUAAAGCAGUAAAGGAUAUAUUUCAAGAUAAGAGGGACAAGUAUGACGACUUUUUGGAGGUUAUGAAAGAUUUCAAGGCUCAAAGAAUUGAUACCGCGGGUGUCAUUGGAAGAGUGAAGGAACUCUUUAAAGGCCAUAGAGAUCUUAUAUUGGGAUUUAACACCUUCUUGCCUAAGGGGUAUGAAAUCACACUUCCGUCAGAGGAUGAACAACCUGCUCCAAAGAAACCUGUUGAAUUUGAAGAAGCUAUAAAUUUUGUGAACAAAAUAAAGACUCGUUUUCAAGGCGACGAUCAUGUGUACAAAUCAUUUCUUGACAUAUUGAAUAUGUACAGAAAGGAAAACAAGUCUAUCACCGAGGUCUACCAGGAGGUUGCUGCUAUUUUCCAGGACCAUCCUGAUCUUCUUGAUGAGUUUACUCAUUUUCUUCCAGACGCUUCUGCAGCUGCCUCUACUCAUUAUGCGUCUGCAAGAAAUUCUAUUCUUCGUGAUAGGAGUUCAAUGCCAACAGUACGGCCAAUGCAUGUUGAAAAGCGAGAAAGGACCAUGGCUUCACAUGGGGAUCGUGAUCCCAGUGUUGAUCGUCCUGAUCCAGAUCAGGACAGAGGUUUAUUAAGGAUAGAAAAGGAGAGGAGACGUGCGGAGAAGGAAAAGGAACGCAGAGAAGAUAGAGACAAGAGAGAACGUGAAAAGGAUGAUAGAGAUUAUGAGCAUGAUAGGGAGCGAUUUCCUCACAAACGUUCUCGUAAGGUUGAGGACUCUGGAGCUGAACCAUUGCUUGAUGCUGAUGAAAAUUUUGGUACGCGUCCUAUGUCAUCCACUUGUGAUGAUAAAAAUUCUCUGAAAAGUAUGUACAGUCAAGAGUUCGCUUUCUGCGAAAAAGUCAAAGAAAAAUUACGAAAUCCUGAUGACUAUCAGGAAUUUUUGAAGUGCUUACAUAUUUACAGCAGGGAAAUAAUUACCCGACAAGAGUUGCAGUCAUUGGUGGGCGAUUUACUGGGAAAGUAUCCAGAUCUUAUGGAGGGGUUUAAUGAAUUUUUGCUACAAUCUGAAAAAAAUGAUGGUGGAUUUCUUGCUGGUGUUAUGAAUAAAAAGUCCUUAUGGAAUGAUGGACAUGGACUGAAACAAAUGAAGGGUGAAGAAAGGGAAAGAGAAAGGGAUCGAGAUAGAGACCGUUAUAGGGAUGAUGGGAUGAAAGAAAGGGAUCGUGAGUUCCGAGAACGGGAUAAAUCCACUGUGAUUGCCAACAAAGAUGUUUUAGGUUCUAAGAUGUCUCUAUAUCCCAGCAAGGAUAAGUAUUUAUCAAAACCUAUAAAUGAGCUGGACCUUUCUAACUGCGACCAGUGUACUCCUAGUUAUCGGCUCUUACCAAAAAAUUACCCAAUACCUAUAGCUAGCCAAAAAACAGAACUUGGUGCUGAAGUGUUGAAUGAUCACUGGGUGUCUGUCACUUCAGGAAGUGAGGAUUACUCCUUCAAACAUAUGCGCAAAAAUCAGUAUGAAGAGAGCUUGUUUAGAUGCGAAGAUGACAGGUUUGAACUUGACAUGUUGUUAGAGUCUGUGAAUGUGACAACCAAACGAGUAGAAGAGCUGUUAGACAAGAUCAAUAAUAAUACAAUUAAAGGAGACAUCCCAAUUCGUAUUGAGGAGCACUUAACAGCUAUAAAUCUUAGGUGUAUUGAACGAUUAUACGGUGAUCAUGGGCUUGAUGUGAUGGAAGUGUUAAGGAAGAAUGCACCUCUAGCUUUGCCAGUGAUAUUAACACGCUUGAAACAGAAACAGGAAGAGUGGGCAAGGUGCCGUGCUGAUUUUAGUAAAGUUUGGGCUGAAAUAUAUUCUAAGAACUAUCACAAAUCUCUUGAUCAUCGUAGCUUCUACUUUAAGCAGCAGGAUACAAAAAGCCUUAGCACCAAAGCCUUGCUGGCAGAAAUCAAAGAAAUUAGUGAAAAGAAACGCAAAGAAGAUGAUGUUCUUCUUGCUAUUGCUGCUGGAAACAGACGGCCAAUUCUUCCAAACUUGGAGUUUAAGUAUUCUGAUCUAGAUAUUCAUGAAGAUUUAUAUCAGCUCGUAAAAUAUUCCUGUGGAGAAAUUUGCACAACCGAACAUGUGGAUAAAGUUAUGAAGGUUUGGACAACAUUUUUAGAGCCCAUGCUUUGUGUUCCUUCUCGGCCCCAGGGUGCAGAGGAUACGGAAGAUGUUGUCAAGACUAAGAAUAAUAGUGUCAAGAAUGGCACUGCGAGUGUUGCUGAAAGUGAUGGUAACCCUGUUGUGGGUGCUACCGUCAUGAAUCAAAAGCAUAUAAAUGUUUCCAGAAAUGGGGAUGGUUGUUUGCCAGUAGAUCAGUCAACUUCUAGUAAAGCAUGGCAAUCAAAUGGUGAUAGUGGGGUUAGAGAGGAUAGGUAUCUUGACGACCGUGUAUUACAUAAAACUGAAACUUUGGGAAAUAAUACACAGCAUGGUAAAAUGAAUAAUAUUGCUUUCCCACCUAAUGAACUAUCAGGAUUUAAUAAUAAGCAAGACCAGUCUAGUGAAAGGUUAGUGAAUGCUAAUGCCUCCCCCACAUCUGGAAUGGAACAAAGCAAUGGAAGGACAAACAUAGAUAAUUUGUCAGGACUCACUGCCACUCCAGCUAGACCUGUUAAUGCAUCUGCUGAAGGAGGACCUGAUAUUCCACCUUCAGAGGGUGGUGAUUCUGCAAGACCAGGUACAUCCACAAAUGGGGUCAUCACUGGAGGCACCAAAGUCCACCGGUACCAAGAGGAAUCAAUUCGACCCUUCAAAAGUGAAAGAGAAGAGGGUGAGUUAUCUCCUAAUGGAGACUUUGAAGAAGAUAACUUUGCAGUUUAUGGAGGUAAUGGUUUGGAUGCAGUGCAUAAAGGAAAGGAUGGUGGUAUUAGUCGGCCAUAUCAAGAUAGACAUGGGGACGAUGUUUGUGGUGAAACUAGAGGAGAAAAUGAUGUUGAUGCUGAUGAUGAAGGUGAAGAAAGUCCUCACAGGUCAUCAGAGGACAGUGAAAAUGCAUCUGAAAAUGUUGAUGUUUCUGGCAGCGAGUCUGCUGAUGGUGAGGAGUGUUCUCGGGAAGAGCAUGAGGAUGGAGAACAUGAUAACAAGGCUGAGAGUGAAGGUGAAGCUGAAGGAAUAGCUGAUGCCCAUGACGUUGAAGGAGAUGGAAUGUCAUUGCCGUACUCUGAACGCUUUCUCCUAACUGUGAAGCCACUGGCAAAGCAUGUUCUUCCAAUGUUACAUGAGAAGGACAGGAAUUCACGAGUUUUCUAUGGAAACGAUUCCUUUUAUGUUCUUUUUAGACUUCAUCAGACAUUGUAUGAGAGGAUACAAUCAGCGAAGAUUAACUCAUCAUCUGCUGAUAGGAAAUGGAAAGCUUCGAGUGAUACAAGCUCCACUGAUCAAUAUGACAGAUUCAUGAAUGCCCUUUUCAGUUUGCUGGAUGGUUCUUCUGAUAAUACAAAAUUUGAGGAUGAUUGUCGAGCUAUAAUUGGAAUUCAGUCAUAUGUCUUAUUCACAUUAGACAAGCUGAUAUAUAAACUCGUUAAACAGCUUCAAGCUGUUGCUGCUGAUGAGAUGGAUAAUAAACUUCUACAACUACUUGCAUAUGAGAAAUCAAGAAAACCUGGAAAAUUUGUCGACAUAGUUUAUCAUGAAAAUGCCCGUGUUCUUCUCCAUGAUGAGAACAUAUAUCGUAUUGAAUAUUCACCUGGAGCAACGAAACUAUCUAUUCAACUGAUGGACUCUGGACAUGAUAAACCCGAAGUGACUGCUGUUUCGAUGGACCCUAAUUUUUCAACCUAUCUACUCAAUGACUUCCUGUCUGUUGUCCCUGACAAAAAAGAGAAGUCAGGGAUUUUCUUGAAAAGGAAUAAACGUAGAUAUGCUGGUAGUGAUGAAUUUUCAAGCCAGGCUAUGGAAGGACUACAGAUUAUUAAUGGUCUGGAGUGCAAGAUAGCUUGCAGUUCAUCUAAGGUCUCUUACGUUUUAGAUACUGAAGACUUUUUGUAUCGGGUGAGAAGGAAACGAAGAGUCUUGCAUCCGAGGAGUUCAGGCACCCAUGAACAGGCACAGUCUUCAAACAUUCGUUCAAGAAGACUGCAACGAUUCCGCAACAUGUUUUCCAUUACAUGAAUUGUCCAUUUUGAGCUGGACAUGUAAUACUUGCCAAAUGUCAUUGGCAGAGGCCCGUGAAAACAGCACCCUAUACAAGUUGAUCUAGGGAUGCUUAUCAGAAAUUAUUUUUGAAAUUUUUUCUGAGCAACCUAAUAAAUCAUACAGAAUGGGGGCGCGGAAUUGACGGAAGAUUGUUGUAUACUGUCAUCUGAUGGCUAAUGAUGUCUCACAAUAAUGUAAAUAAAGGUAAUUUGUGAUGUAACUAGAGGACUUUUUAUUUCAUUCAUCAAUAUUUUUGUUAUUUAGUUUUUUAUUUUCCCCUUUCACUUAGCUGCUACAAAUAUUGAGGUUAUUGAUGAUGGAACAUUCGGUGGCUGCAAUUGGCCUGCCGUUUCAAAUACAAAGCGUAGACUGAGAGUCUGCCCACAACUUCCUUGUUC